This is a messenger RNA of Marmota flaviventris (yellow-bellied marmot), 4878 nucleotides long. RefSeq names its product sperm associated antigen 9 (gene Spag9). Gene Ontology annotation, cellular component: cytoplasm. Gene Ontology annotation, molecular function: kinesin binding; JUN kinase binding; MAP kinase scaffold activity. Lineage: Eukaryota; Metazoa; Chordata; Mammalia; Rodentia; Sciuridae. Gene Ontology annotation, biological process: vesicle-mediated transport. The record is from RefSeq and is a predicted model, not a curated record.
UGGGGUGAGUGUGCUCACCCCACCCCUCCCCUCCUCCCGCCCCGGCCCCCACCCCGCCUGGCCCAGCCCUAGCCUUAGCCGGGCCCGUCCCGUGCGGGCCCGUGCCGUCCCUCAGCCGGCGACGCCCCGGGCCGCCCGCCUGCCCACCACCAUGGAGCUGGAGGACGGUGUGGUGUACCAGGAGGAGCCCGGCGGCUCCGGGGCCGUGAUGUCGGAGCGGGUGUCCGGCCUGGCCGGCUCCAUCUACCGCGAGUUCGAGCGGCUCAUCGGGCGCUACGACGAAGAGGUGGUCAAGGAGCUGAUGCCACUGGUGGUGGCGGUGCUGGAGAACCUGGACUCAGUGUUCGCGCAGGACCAGGAACACCAGGUGGAGCUGGAGCUGCUGCGGGACGACAACGAGCAGCUCAUCACCCAGUACGAGCGGGAGAAGGCGCUGCGCAAGCACGCCGAGGAGAAAUUCAUUGAAUUUGAAGAUUCUCAAGAACAGGAAAAAAAGGAUUUACAGACCCGAGUGGAAUCUCUAGAAUCUCAAACAAGACAACUUGAACUCAAAGCAAAAAACUAUGCUGAUCAGAUUAGCAGACUUGAAGAAAGAGAAGCAGAACUGAAGAAGGAAUAUAAUGCAUUACAUCAAAGACACACUGAGAUGAUCCAUAAUUAUAUGGAACACUUAGAAAGAACAAAACUUCAUCAACUCUCAGGGAGUGAUCAACUAGAGUCUACAGCUCAUAGUAGAAUUAGAAAAGAACGCCCUAUAUCCUUAGGAAUUUUUCCAUUACCUGCUGGAGAUGGAUUGCUUACACCUGACACUCAGAAAGGAGGUGAGACCCCAGGAUCAGAGCAAUGGAAAUUUCAAGAAUUAAGUCAACCACGUUCUCAUACCAGUCUGAAGGAUGAACUUUCUGAUGUUAGCCAAGGUGGAUCUAAAGCUACCACUCCAGCAUCAAUAGCUACUUCAGAUGUGGCAGCAAUUCCUCCUGAUACUCCCUUAAAGGAAGAUAAUGAAGGAUCUGUGAAGGGUACUGACACACCAAAUAAGUCAGACAUAAGCAAACAUAUUGAAGUGCAGGUAGCCCAAGAAACUAGAAAUGCAUCUACAGGCUCUGCUGAAAAUGAAGAGAAGUCAGAAGUUCAAGCAAUCAUUGAGUCCACUCCUGAAUUGGAUAUGGACAAAGAUCUCAGUGGAUACAAAGGUUCAAGCACUCCCACCAAAGGCAUAGAGAACAAAGCUUUUGAUCGCAAUACAGAAUCUCUCUUUGAAGAACUGUCCUCAGCUGGCUCAGGCCUAAUUGGAGAUGUGGAUGAAGGAGCAGAUUUACUAGGAAUGGGUCGUGAAGUUGAGAAUCUUAUACUAGAAAAUACACAACUGUUGGAAACCAAAAAUGCUUUGAAUGUAGUAAAGAAUGAUCUGAUAGCAAAAGUGGAUGAACUCACCUGUGAGAAAGACGUGCUGCAAGGGGAAUUAGAGGCUGUGAAACAAGCCAAACUGAAGCUAGAAGAAAAGAACAAAGAAUUGGAAGAGGAGCUCAGAAAAGCUCGUGCAGAAGCUGAAGAUGCAAGGCAGAAAGCAAAAGAUGAUGAUGAUAGUGAUAUACCCACAGCUCAGAGGAAGCGGUUUACUAGAGUAGAAAUGGCCCGUGUUCUCAUGGAAAGAAACCAGUAUAAGGAGAGAUUAAUGGAGCUUCAAGAAGCUGUUCGAUGGACAGAGAUGAUUCGGGCAUCACGAGAAAAUCCAGCCAUGCAGGAAAAAAAAAGGUCAAGCAUCUGGCAGUUUUUCAGCCGACUUUUCAGCUCUUCAAGUAAUACAACAAAGAAGCCUGAACCACCUGUUAAUCUGAAGUAUAAUGCACCCACCUCUCAUGUUACUCCUUCUGUCAAGAAAAGAAGCAGCACCUUAUCUCAGCUUCCUGGGGAUAAGUCCAAAGCUUUUGAUUUCCUUAGUGAAGAAACUGAAGCUAGUUUAGCCUCACGCAGAGAACAAAAGAGAGAACAGUAUCGUCAGGUAAAGGCACAUGUUCAGAAGGAAGAUGGUCGAGUGCAAGCUUUUGGCUGGAGUCUGCCUCAGAAGUAUAAACAGGUAACCAAUGGUCAAGGGGAAAAUAAGAUGAAAAAUUUGCCUGUGCCUGUCUAUCUCAGACCUCUAGAUGAAAAAGAUGCAUCCAUGAAGCUGUGGUGUGCUGUUGGAGUCAAUUUAUCUGGUGGGAAGACCAGAGAUGGUGGUUCUGUUGUUGGAGCAAGUGUAUUUUACAAAGAUGUUGCUGGUUUGGAUACUGAAGGCAGCAAACAGCGAAGUGCAUCUCAGAGUAGUUUAGAUAAGUUAGAUCAGGAACUUAAGGAACAGCAGAAGGAGUUAAAAAGUCAUGAAGAAUUAUCCAGUCAAGUCUGGAUCUGUACCAGCACUCAUUCAGCUACAAAAGUUAUCAUCAUUGAUGCUAUUCAACCAGGCAACAUCCUUGACAGUUUCACUGUUUGCAAUUCUCACGUUCUUUGCAUUGCAAGUGUCCCAGGAGCCCGAGAAACAGACUAUCCUGCAGGAGAAGAACUUUCAGAAUCUGGUCAGGUGGACAAAGCAUCUUUAUGUGGAAGCAUGACAAGCAACAGCUCAGCAGAAACAGAUAGCUUGUUGGGAGGCAUCACAGUGGUUGGUUGCUCCACAGAAGGUGUGACAGGAACUGCCACUUCUCCUAGUACCAAUGGUGCUUCACCAGUGAUAGACAAACCACCAGAAAUGGAAGCGGAAAAUAGUGAGGUUGAUGAAAAUGUUCCAACAGCAGAAGAAGCAACUGAAGCCACAGAAGGCAAUGCAGGAUCCACUGAAGACACUGUGGACAUCUCCCAGCCUGGUGUAUACACAGAGCAUGUCUUUACAGAUCCUUUAGGAGUUCAGCUCCCAGAAGACCUCUCUCCAGUCUAUCAGUCAAGUAAUGACUCAGAUGUGUAUAAAGAUCAAGUAUCAGUAUUGCCAAAUGAACAAGACCUGGUGAGAGAAGAAGCUCAGAAAAUGAGUAGUCUUUUACCAACCAUGUGGCUUGGAGCUCAAAAUGGCUGUUUGUAUGUCCAUUCAUCUGUAGCCCAGUGGAGGAAAUGCCUCCAUUCCAUUAAACUUAAAGAUUCGAUUCUCAGUAUUGUACACGUGAAAGGAAUUGUGUUAGUGGCCCUGGCUGAUGGCACCCUCGCAAUCUUUCACAGAGGAGUUGACGGACAGUGGGACUUAUCAAACUAUCAUCUCUUAGACCUUGGACGGCCCCACCAUUCCAUACGAUGUAUGACUGUGGUACACGACAAAGUCUGGUGUGGCUACAGAAACAAAAUCUAUGUGGUUCAGCCAAAGGCCAUGAAAAUAGAGAAAUCAUUUGAUGCACAUCCCAGGAAGGAGAGCCAAGUGCGGCAGCUUGCAUGGGUGGGUGACGGUGUGUGGGUCUCCAUUCGUUUGGAUUCCACACUUCGUCUCUAUCAUGCACACACUUACCAACAUCUACAGGAUGUGGACAUUGAGCCUUAUGUAAGCAAAAUGUUAGGUACUGGAAAAUUGGGCUUCUCUUUUGUGAGGAUUACAGCUCUUAUGGUGUCUUGCAAUCGUUUGUGGGUGGGGACAGGAAAUGGUGUCAUUAUCUCCAUCCCAUUGACAGAAACAAAUAAAACCUCAGGAGCAACAGGAAAUCGUCCUGGCAGUGUAAUCCGUGUAUAUGGUGAUGAAAACAGCGAUAAAGUGACUCCAGGAACAUUUAUACCCUAUUGUUCAAUGGCACAUGCACAGCUUUGCUUCCAUGGACACCGGGAUGCUGUGAAAUUCUUUGUGGCAGUCCCAGGUCAAGUCAUUAGCCCACAAAGUGGCAGUAGUGGCACAGAUUUAACAGGUGAUAAAGCAGGACCAUCUGCACCGGAGUCCAGCAGCCAGACACCCUUGAAGUCUAUGCUUGUCAUCAGUGGAGGAGAGGGCUACAUUGACUUCCGGAUGGGUGAUGAAGGUGGAGAAUCAGAACUUCUUGGAGAAGAUCUUCCACUUGAACCAUCUGUCACCAAAGCAGAAAGAAGUCACUUGAUAGUAUGGCAAGUGAUGUAUGGCAGUGAGUGAGCCCAUAGGAUACAGGUGGAGAUAGGGACAUGUCUCUUCUGCAUGGUUUAUUUUUCCUUUUCCCCUUUAUUUAAUGCUUUUUUUUUUUUUUUUUUUUUUUUUUUUUGUGGUGAAAUAAGUUUCACCACAUAAUAUGUGAGCAUUUCUUCCUGUUAACUUUAUAUUACAAAAUCUGUCCUGCCGUAACAAUACAGAGGAACUAGCUGUUUUACUGCACCAGUGUUAUAGGCAAUUUCAGUAUAUUAUGAACAAAUCAAAGAAUUACUUUCUUCAAACUGGUGAAUUACAGAAAGCAAUCCAGAUGUGGUUUUUUCUGCCACAGUCUAAUGUCACUCACUUCAUUUGAUGGGGUCACUUUUUAGCUGUCACUAAUAAUGGAAUUAUUGGAAAACACUUGAUAAAUGAAACUGUACCAGUAAGUACUAUAACAGAGUUUUCCCCGGUGUAUAUAAAAUUGACACACACUACUAUCAGAUGGAGUAUCAGGAUUUGUCUAACUAUCCCAAAAAGGCUAAAAGCUAACUGUAAAUUAACUUUCACUUUUCAAGUCUGACAAAUCUUGUUUAUAUGAUAUAUAAAACUUUGUUUUCAUCAGAUUUUCAGGGGGUUUUAUAUUAAAGAAAUUAAGACUACACUAUUUAAAUAAAAGUUUCCUGUUUCUGACUUAUUAGAGCUCUAAAGUUUAUGAGGCCUGCUUCUCUGAAUAUCCUGAUUUUUUUUUUUUUUUUUGAGACUAGUUUCUCUUGUUUUCAAACUGACACGUUUGAGAGGUUUAUAAUUUAUAAAGCUUAGAAGAAGCUUUA